CGCGAGCGCGCCUGGUUAGCGGCGCUUCCGGCCCCAGCCACGGCGCUAGCAACCUCUUGAAAUGCGCCGAUGCGGUGCUUGAAACCUGGGCUGGAGCCGCCGCUGAUCGAGGAUCCUGAGAUCGGCGCGGGAUACCCUGGAGGCAGGCUGCCCAGAGGCUGGCGGAAGACUCCGCUCGCCGAUAGCGCCGGGAGGAGACGCACACGGCCUGGCCGGUGUGUCCUUACCGCCAUUCGUCCCCUGCCCGGCCCCUGGGCCAGCGGCGCUGAAAAACGGGCGGGGGCGCGGGGGCUCGGGAAAUUCAGGUUAAAUAAUUUCUCUGCAGAUCCGGUGCCGUUAAACCCUGAGAACCCACACUUUAAAAAAAAAAAAAAAAAAAUGAAGAAAUUAAGACUUAAAGAACUAGAGAGUCGCCUGCAACAAGUGGAUGGAUUCGAAAAGCCCAAGUUACUCCUAGAACAGUAUCCCACCAGGCCGCACAUUGCAGGUAGGGCGGCUGGUGACCACGCCUGUGCUUCUCGGGUGGCAUGUAUGCUGUAUACAAUUCAUAACACAUAUGAUGACAUUGAAAAUAAAGUGGUUGCAGAUCUAGGAUGUGGUUGUGGAGUACUCAGCAUCGGAACUGCAAUGUUAGGAGCAGGGUUGUGUGUUGGAUUUGACAUAGAUGAAGAUGCAUUGGAAAUAUUUAAUAGGAAUGUGGAAGAAUUCGAGUUAACAAAUGUUGACAUGGUUCAAUGUGAUGUGUGCUCAUUAGUUAACAGAAUGUCCAAGUCGUUUGAUACAGUAAUUAUGAAUCCUCCUUUUGGAACCAAAAAUAAUAAAGGAACAGAUAUGGCAUUUCUGAAGACUGCUUUGGAAAUGGCAAGAACAGCAGUAUAUUCUUUACACAAAUCCUCAACUAGAGAACAUAUCCAAAAGAAAGCUGCAGAAUGGAAAAUCAAGAUAGACAUCAUUGCAGAGCUGAGAUACGACCUGCCAGCAUCAUACAAAUUUCAUAAAAAGAAAUCAGUAGACAUUGAAGUGGACCUAAUUCGGUUUUCUUUUUAAAAGCCUCCAAAGACAAAUACAGCUAAAAACCUAAUUAAAAUGAAUACAAAAUUUGUUUACUAAA
Myotis myotis is the source of this 1111-nucleotide messenger RNA. RefSeq names its product methyltransferase like 5 (gene METTL5). The transcript is spliced from 7 exons. Gene Ontology annotation, biological process: rRNA methylation. Gene Ontology annotation, molecular function: nucleic acid binding; rRNA (adenine-N6-)-methyltransferase activity. The record is from RefSeq and is a predicted model, not a curated record. Bases 70 to 1047 code for a protein of 325 amino acids. Lineage: Eukaryota; Metazoa; Chordata; Mammalia; Chiroptera; Vespertilionidae.